UUCCGUAAUUUCUUGGUCGACGAAAGGCCAUUUUCUUUGGUUAUUGAAGGCUACAGAUCACGGAUUCGGCCUAGGCUAUUCUCCAACGAUGAUUGAGUCCAUUAAGCACCGAUUUGGGUGGAUUUAUUCCGGGUCAAUUUUUGGCAGGUUCCAAAGGGGUACCAUCACAGAUUUCGGGCGAUUUAUCCGAAAUGCCAUUUUCUUUCGAUUCUGGUGGCUACAGAUCACGGAAUCAGGCCGAGGCUAUUCUCUACCGAUAACGAAGUCUAUUGAUCCUAUUCUCCACGGAUGAUAAUUCCGUUAAGCAUCGAUUUUGGCCAAUUUAUUUUCGGAUGGCAUUUUUCGUAAUUUCUUGGGCGACGAAAGGCCAUUUUCUUUGGAUAUUGAAGGCUACAGAUCACGGAUUCGGCCUGAGGCUAUUCUCCAGCGAUGAUUGAGUCCAUUAUGCACCGAUUUGGGCGGAUUUAUUCCGGGUCAAUUUUUGGCAGAUUCCAAAGGGGUACCAUCACAGAUUUCGGGUGAUUUAUCCGAAAUGCCAUUUUCUUUAGAUUCUGGAGGCUACAGAUCACGGAAUCAGGCCGAGGCUAUUCUCCACCGAUAAUGAAGUCUAUUGAUCCUAUUCUCCACGGAUGAUAAGUCCGUUAAGCAUAGAUUUGGGCCAAUUUAUUUUAGGAUGGCAUUUCCGUAAUUUCUUGGGCGACGAAAGGCCAUUUUCUUUGGAUAUUGAAGACUACAGAUCAUGGAUUCGGCCUAGGCUAUUCUCCAACGAUGAUUGAGUCCAUUAAGCACCGAUUUGGGCGGAUUUAUUCCGGGUCAAUUUUUGGCAGAUUCCAAAGGGGUACCAUCAUAGAUUUCAGGCGAUUUAUCCGAAAUGCCAUUUUCUUUCAAUUUUGGAGGCUGCAGAUCACGGAAUCAGGCCGAGGCUAUUCUCCACCGAUAAUGAAGUCUAUUGAUCCUAUUCUCCACGGAUGAUAAGUCCGUUAAGGAAUGAUUUGAGCCAAUUUAUUUUCGGAUGGCAUUUUCGUAAUUUCUUGGGCGACGAAAGGCCAUUUGCUUUGGAUAUUGAAGGCUACAGAUCUCGGAUUCGGCCUAGGCUAUUCUCUAACGAUGAUUGAGUCCAUUAAGCACCGAUUUGGGCGGAUUUAUUCCGGGUCAAUUUUUGGCAGAUUCCAAAGGGGUACGAUCACAUAUUUCGGGCGAUUUAUCCGAAAUGCCAUUUGGUUUCGAUUCUGGAGGCUACAGAUCACGGAAUCAGGCCGAGGCUAUUCUCCACCGAUAAUGAAGUCUAUUGCUCCUAUUCUCCACGGAUGAUAAUUCCGUUAAGCAUCGAUUUGGGCCAAUUUAUUUUCGGAUGGCAUUUUCGUAAUUUCUUGGGCGACGAAAGGCCGUUUUCUUUGGAUAUUGAAGGCUACAGAUCACGGAUUCGGCCUGAGGCUAUUCUCCAGCGAUGAUUGAGUCCAUUAAGCACCGAUUUGGGCGGAUUUAUUCUGGGUCAAUUUUUGGCAGAUUCCAAAUGGGUACCAUCACAAAUUUCGGGCGAUUUAUGCGAAAUGCCAUUUUCUUUAGAUUCUGGAGGCUACAGAUCACGGAAUCAGGCCGAGGCUAUUCUCCACCGAUAACGAAGUCUAUUGAUCCUAUUCUCCACGGAUGAUAAGUCCGUUAAGCAUCGAUUUGGGCCAAUUUAUUUUAGGAUGGCAUUUCCGUAAUUUCUUGGGCGACGAAAGGCCAUUUUCUUUAGAUAUUGAAGGCUACAGAUCACGGAUUCGGCCUAGGCUAUUCUCCAACGAUGAUGGAGUCCAUUAAGCACCGAUUUGGGCGGAUUUAUUCCGGGUCAAGUUUUGGCAGAUUCCAAAGGGGUACCAUCACAGAUUUCAGGCGAUUUAUCCGGAAUGCCAUUUUCUCUCAAUUUUGGAGGCUGCAGAUCACCGAAUCAGGCCGAGGCUAUUCUCCACCGAUAACGAAGUCUAUUGAUCCUAUUCUCCACGGAUGAUAAGUCCGUUAAGCAUCGAUUUUGGCCAAUUUAUUUUAGGAUGGCAUUUCCGUAAUUUCUUGGGCGACGAAAGGCCAUUUUCUUUGGAUAUUGAAGGCUACAGAUCACGGAUUCGGCCUAGGCUAUUCUCCAACAAUGAUUGAGUCCAUUAAGCACUGAUUUGGGCGGAUUUAUUCCGGGUCAAUUUUUGGCAGAUUCCAAAGGGGUACCAUCACAGAUUUCAGGCGAUUUAUCCGAAAUGCCAUUUUCUUUCAAUUUUGGAGGCUGCAGAUCACGGAAUCAGGCCGAGGCUAUUCUCCACCGAUAAUGAAGUUUAUUGAUCCUAUUCUCCAAGGAUGAUAAGUCCGUUAAGCAAUGAUUUGAGCCAAUUUAUUUUUGGAUGGCAUUUUCGUAAUUUCUUGGGCGACGAAAGGCCAUUUGCUUUGGAUAUUGAAGGCUACAGAUCACGGAUUAGGCCUAGGCUAUUCUCCAACGAUGAUUGAGUCCAUUAAGCACCGAUUUGGGCGGAUUUAUUCCGGGUCAAUUUUUGGCAGAUUCCAAAGGGGUACGAUCACAUAUUUCGGGCGAUUUAUCCGAAAUGCCAUUUGGUUUCGAUUCUUGAGGCUACAGAUCACGGAAUCAGGCCGAGGCUAUUCUCCACCGAUAAUGAAGUCUAUUGAUCCUAUUCUCCACGGAUGAUAAGUCCGUUAAGCAUCGAUUUGGGCCAAUUUAUUUUCGGAUGGCAUUUUCGUAAUUUCUUGGGCGACGAAAGGCCGUUUUCUUUGGAUAUUGAAGGCUACAGAUCACGGAUUUGGCCUGAGGCUAUUCUCCAGCGAUGAUUGAGUCCAUUAAGCACCGAUUUGGGUGGAUUUAUUCCGGGUCAAUUUUUGGCAGAUUCCAAAGGGGUACAAUCACAGAUUUCGGGCGAUUUAUCCAAAAUGCCAUUUUCUUUCGAUUCUGGAGGCUACAGAUCUCGGAAUCAGGCCGAGGCUAUUCUCCACCGAUAACGAAGUCUAUUGAUCCUAUUCUCCACGGAUGAUAAGUCCGUUAAGCAUCGAUUUGGGCCUAUUUAUUUUCGGAUGGCAUUUUCGUAAUUUCUUGGGCGACGAAAGGCCAUUUUCUUUGGAUAUUGAAGGCUACAGAUCACGGAUUCGGCCUAAGGCUUUUCUCCAACGAUGAUUGAGUCCAUUAAGCACCGAUUUGGGCGGAUUUAUUCCGGGUCAAUUUUUGGCAGAUUCCAAAGGGGUACCAUCACAGAUUUCGGGCGAUUUAUCCGAAAUGCCAUUUUCUUUAGAUUGUGGAGGCUACAGAUCACGGAAUCAGGCCGAGGCUAUUCUCCACCGAUAAUGAUGUCUAUUGAUCCUAUUCUCCACGGAUGAUAAGUCCGUUAAGCAUAGAUUUGGACCAAUUUAUUUUAGGAUGGCAUUUUCGUAAUUUCUUGGGCGACGAAAGGCCAUUUUCUUUGUAUAUUGAAGGCUACAGAUCACGGAUUCGGCCUGAGGCUAUUCUCCAACGAUGAUUGAGUCCAUUAAGCACCGAUUUGGGCGGAUUUAUUCCGGGUCAAUUUUUGGCAGAUUCCAAAGGGGUACCAUCACAGAUUUCCGGCGAUUUAUCCGAAAUGCCAUUUUCUUUCGAUUCUGGAGGCUACAGAUCACGGAAUCAGGCCGAGGCUAUUCUCCACCGAUAAUGAAGUCUAUAUAUCCUA
Molecule: messenger RNA, 3674 nt
Organism: Linum trigynum
Lineage: Eukaryota; Viridiplantae; Streptophyta; Magnoliopsida; Malpighiales; Linaceae
Source: the annotation of a GenBank genome assembly